This is a messenger RNA of Solea solea (common sole), 5242 nucleotides long. RefSeq names its product pleckstrin homology domain containing, family H (with MyTH4 domain) member 2 (gene plekhh2). Gene Ontology annotation, molecular function: actin binding. The coding region runs from base 16 to 4506 and encodes 1496 amino acids. NCBI's taxonomy places the organism in Eukaryota, Metazoa, Chordata, Actinopteri, Pleuronectiformes, Soleidae. The transcript has 29 exons. Gene Ontology annotation, cellular component: cytoplasm; cytoskeleton. Gene Ontology annotation, biological process: negative regulation of actin filament depolymerization. The record is from RefSeq and is a predicted model, not a curated record.
AGCAGAUCGGCCAGUAUGGCGGAUGGGGAGGAGACCAUGAGCCAGGAGGACUGGAAGGAAAAGUGUACGGUCCUGGAGGCUCUGCUCAUGAAGUUCAGAGUGCAGAUCAUCAAGAUUCGAGAACUCACCGCUGACAAAAUUCAGCAGUUGGAGACGCAGGUGAUCGAUGCAGAAAAACGGGCCUUCACUGCUCACCAGCAGGUGGAGUGGAUGGAGGAGAAGCUGAAGGCUCCAGAUGGUCAGUCCGCAGACUCUGAGGUGCAUUUGUUUCAGCGCUGCCAGGAGCUGGAGACCUUGGUGCAGGAGAAGGACGACGUCAUCCGGCAGCUGGAGCAACAGCUGGAGGAGCAGAAACAGACCCGAAUUCAAGAUGCCAAAACAGUGGAGGAGAAAGCAGCUAAGAUCAAGGAGUGGGUGAUGCUGAAGUUGUCCGAGUUUGAGGUGGAGAACGCUGCAUUAAGAGAAACCAACAAGCAACAGGCAGCUCAGAUUCUGGAGCUACAGAAUCAAGUGCAGGCGUUUGAGCACAGGUGUGGUGGCGGUGGACGAGGCGCGCUCAUCAGACCAGGUGAGGCCCAGCGUCUCAGCAGCCUCACGUUCGGCUGUUUCCAGGUGAGAGGGAAGAAUCCUCAGGUCCUCACAGGACCGGCACCUUCCCAGAGAACGCUCAGCAGCCAGGAAGAGGCCGAAGGCAGCGGGGAAGCUGUGAAGAAUAAGCAGACUGCUUCUCCAGAGGCAGAUGGUGAAGUCCACAGACCAGAUCAGGUUCUGUGUCCUCCUGUAGAGGAUGACAGUGCAUCUGAAGGCCUGGCUGAGGAUGGAAGUGGAGCUGAGUCUCGUGGUGUCUCCUCUGUGCUCUCCAGUGCUGCAUCAGAGGGGGAGGGAGGAGGAGGAGGAGGAGGAGGAGGAGGAGGAGGAGGAGGAGGCUGUGAGGGCAGAGAGGGAGUGUGUGGUCUGGAGUUCAGCCGUCCAGGCAGCGAGACCUACCUGACAGCGUCCGACGACAGCAGCUCUCUGUUUGAUGAUGACAUGCAGCGAGCAGAGCGGCCCAGCUUCAGCCUACUGGGACAGUCAGAUGGGACUGUAGGGUCGGGUAAGGAGGGGGAGGAGGAGGAGCAGGAGGCACUCAGAGCCAAACUGGAGGACAGCAACUCUGAAGAGCUCAACAAGCGAUUCCAGUCACAAAGACUUGACUCCUCAUCUUCUUCCAGUGAACCAAACACUCCCAGCCCACUACUCACCCUUGCCCUGACACCUAAGCGACCCACCCCGCCCCAGGACCUGAGGGACAACCUUGCCUCACCCAAACAGCCACGCCUGCGCACACCAGUGGGGUUUGGCUUGAUGAAUGUGUCUCUGGCCAAGAAGCACCUGAGCCAGCCCUCAGUCAGCUCAGAGACAGCCCACGGACAAUCACGCAACGCCCUCAGCAUGCUGCGCCCCUACCGGCCGCAGGAAACUGACCUUGACUAUGAGCGGGAGGUUGCCAUGGAGACGAGCAGGGACAUGGUCACUCAAGCCCCCUCUAGCACACAUGUUGGGUCAACUGUGCCCUUCUCGCAGGCUUCAGCUGAACCUGGUGCACCAGACUGUGAUCUGUCGGCACCUGGCAACACACCUCCUACCCCGCCUUUACACAGACUGCCCUCCUGGGAGAGUCGCAUCUAUGCUGUGGCUAAGUCAGGCAUCAGACUGUCUGAGACCUCGUGCACAGACCCUGCCAGCAAAGACCCCUCUCUCCAGUCCUCUUACCCUGCCUUUGUCAUGUACACAUCCCUUGUCUAUAAAAACAUGACAACACCCGUUUAUACUACUCUGAAGGGGAAAGCCACUCUACUGAGCAGCAGUCCAUUCUCAGAUGAGUCGUCCAGCUCUGAGGAAUCAUCUAGUUCAGGGGAGGAGGACGGCUCCAUCUGUAGCUCCCGCACCUCGUCCAGCUCCCGCAAAGACAGCAGCCCAGGCAGCCCACGCUCUCUCAAGAGAGCUGUAUCCAUGUCUUCAAUGACAUCAGAGAGUGACUAUGCCAUCCCGCCUGAUGCCUACUCCACAGACACAGAUUGCUUCGAACCAGAGCACAAACUGCCCAAGACCUGCUCUGCAACCAGUGACAAUGGCAAGAGUGAGCCGAUGGAGAAGUCAGGCUACCUGUUGAAAAUGGUAAAGACCUGGAAGAAAACCUGGAAGAGGCGCUGGUUUGUCCUCAAAGAUGGAGAGCUGCUCUACUUUAAGUCGCCUAGUGAUGUGAUCAGGAAACCCCAAGGUCAAAUCGAGGUCAACGCCACCAGCAGCAUCGUCCGCGGAGAGGGAAAACAAGUUCUCCAGAUAGUGACUGGGAAGCGUGUUUACUACCUGAAGGCCGACUCUCCCAACCUACUGGAGGAGUGGCUCAGGGUGCUGCUGACCGUGCUGAGACUGAAAGCUGCCAGUCCUCUCUUCACUCAGCCAGAUAUUCGCCCCGGCAUGAAGGGCCUGCUCAUAAAGGUGAAGCAUGGCCACUCUAAGAGGGUUUGGUGUGCUCUGAUUGGGAAAACGCUGUACUACUUCCGCAGCCAAGAGGACAAGUUCCCACUUGGUCAGAUCAAGCUGUGGGAGGCCAGGGUGGAGGAGGUGGACAGGUCGCGGGAUUCAGAUGAUGACCUGAAAGUGUGUGGGUGGGGCUUGCAGGGAGCACACUUUACCAUCGCCAUCCACCCACAGGAGCAAGGGCCCACAUACCUGCUUAUAGAGUCUCGCCAUGAAAAGGACACAUGGCUUUAUCAUCUGUCUGUGGCAGCAGGCACCACAGUGGGUAAAGUUGGCACUGAGUUUGAGCAACUGGUGGGAAAACUCUUUCAGUUGGAUGGAGAUUCAAACUCACAGAUCUGGAGACAUCCCAUGCUGUGUUUCAGUAAAGAGGCUCUGACGUCUCCUCUCACCACGCUGCCUUCACAGGCCCUGCAGACAGAGGCUGUUAAACUCUUCAAGACUUGUCAGCUUUUCAUCAACGUGGCCAUUGACGCCCCAGCUAUCGACUACCACGUCUCGCUGGCCCAGAGUGCCCUCCAGGUGUGUCUGGCACACCCGGAGCUCCAGAACGAGUUGUAUUGCCAGCUCAUCAAGCAGACACGCAAGAGGCAGCCGCACAAUCACCCAGGACCACUGCAGGGUUGGCAGUUUCUAGCCCUGUGUGUCGGACUGUUUCUGCCUCAGCAUCCUUUUCUCUGGCUGCUCCAGAUCCAUCUCAAAAGACACGGAGACUCCAGGACUGAGGUAGGUAAGUAUGCCAUCUACUGCCAGCGCUCCAUGGAGCGCACCCAGCAGAAGGGUGAGAGACAGGCCAGGCCGUCCCGUAUGGAGAUCCUGUCAAUCCUCCUGAGGAACCCCUACCAUCACUCACUGCCUUUCAGUGUCCCCGUUCACUUCCUCAACAACACAUACCAGGUGGUGAGCUUCGACGCCUCAACCACAGUCGACGAGUUCCAGUGUCGCCUAAACCAGGACACUGGCAUGAGAAAGAAUAGCCUGUCUGGUUUCAGCUUGUACUCGGACGAUCCUACUGGACGGGACGUGGAACACUGCCUGCAGGGAGGCAUCAAGAUUUGCGACAUCAUCUCCAAAUGGGAGCAGGCCUGUAAGGAGCAGCACACUGGCAAGUCUGAGAACGCCAGGACUGUACGCCUCACCUACAAGAACAGGCUGUACUUCUCUCUCCAGGUCAGGGGGGAGUCAGAGAGGGAGAGGUUGCUCCUGGCGUAUCAGACAAAUGAAGCCAUUGUUGCCGGACACUUUCCUGUUAACAAGGAGCUGGCUCUGGAAAUGGCCGCCCUGCUGGCUCAGGUGGAAUUCGGGGAUUUUGAGCGUCCCUUCUCUGCUCCUGGAUCAGCCCUGACCAAGUCUAACCAAACCCUCAAACAGGUUCUGGAAAGAUUUUACCCUAAACACUACCGUAAGACCACAACCGAGGAACAGCUCAGGCAAUUACUGCAGCGUCUCUCUGCCCGCUGGGCCUCGCUCAGGGGUCGAAGUUUGUCUGAGUGUGUCAGGAUUUACCUGACGGUUGCUAGGAAAUGGCCGUUCUUUGGUGCAAAACUGUUUGAAGCAGAGGCCAUUACUCCGUCUCCAGAGCAGGGUGCGCGUGUUUGGCUGGCCGUGCACGAGGAUGGCAUCAGCAUUCUGGAGCACAACUCCGUCAAACCUCUGGUGUCCCAUACCUACAAGAACCUGAUGACAUUUGGGGGCUGCAAACAGGACUUCAUGCUGGUGCUGGGACAGAGCAUUGGCACCAACGGCAGCAAAGACAAACCCACAGAUAAACAUCUGUUUGCCAUGGACAACUCAAAGAUCAGAGAAAUCACCCUCCUCGUCUCCAGUUACAUCAACAGUGUCCAUCAGCAGAAGGCCGCCGCUCACCACCUCUCUGCCCCAGCGUUGAUGGUCGCUCAGCCCAUCAGCCUCAAGAGCAAAGAGCUGAGGAGCAAAUCACCACCAGCACUGGGACGACCCAGCAAGGCCCCGACACUGCUGUGACGGCAACCCAACAGGACAAUGUCAUCUCAUGGUUUUUCCUUUUUUUUGUUUUUUAAAUGAAGGAAUUGUUUGAACAAAUAAGAAGCUUUGCUUAAUGAUGCUUUACGAAGAAAGAAAUAAUACAAAUAAUUGUAUUGGGGUGUUUUUUUAACUCUCUUAUUUUUGUAUAACGGAGGAUACUGAACAACAAAAGGAAGAACAUAAACCAGGUGUGACAGGUGUAGGAGUGAUGAGUUUCUUGUGACACGAACCUCGAGUGUGAGCCCUGUGUGCUUUUAGUUACUGAACAGCCAGGUGAGCUGUGAAACCUUUAAUUGUUCACUCAUUCACUGGUGGAGUGGAUGCCUCAAAUCAGCCAAUGUUCCGUCGGCGUCGCUUAAAGGAGGAAGUAUGGCAGGGUUAUGGUAUGAGAAGUCUGUGGUCAUGAAGUUAUUAAAAGGAAGAUGGUAAGAGGAUGAAGAACAGGUGUGAUAAUAAAUGAAUAGGGUGAACUAGGAUGUUGUUUUUUUUUUUUUUUAGAUGUAGUGCCUCAUUCCAUUAACAAGAAACUGGAAAAAAAAAACAUGUUUCCUUUUGUGUAAGGUACUUUUUAAAGAAAAGUAAUUAUUGUUUUUACACCUGUAUAUGUGCAGCGGAGCAUAUCAGGUAUCAUAUUUAUUUGUCAAAUGAAUUGUAUUUAAAUGCAGUUUUGUGUUAUAAUGAAUGAAAUGCUUGAAUAAAGUCAAGGUUACUUCCU